This is a messenger RNA of Penicilliopsis zonata CBS 506.65, 924 nucleotides long. RefSeq lists its product as hypothetical. The record is from RefSeq and is a predicted model, not a curated record. Lineage: Eukaryota; Fungi; Ascomycota; Eurotiomycetes; Eurotiales; Aspergillaceae. The transcript is spliced from 3 exons. Bases 1 to 924 code for a protein of 307 amino acids.
AUGCCGGAGGGUCAGUCAGUUCUGUCGGAUGAUGGGCGAAAUGUCCAUUUUUUCGAUAGUUCAACGGAUGAUAUGCUGGGUGGGGUGUUUCAAAAUGGCUCAAUUACCGAAGCAAACUUCAUCGACAUGCUCAACAUCGUCUUGGUGAUUGAACCACAAUCCCCUGUUGCACCGCGAUCACUUACCGUCAGAGCGAGGUCCGGGCAAACCAUCUCACGAACCAGUCAACCAUUGACACCUGGAGAUUAUGAUAUCCAUGUUUCUGAUGGCCACUCUAUGAAGCUCAGUGAUGAGCCGUUCGUGCGCCGACUCCUUUCCUACAGUAUUAGUGGUCGUGAGUUGGAUUUUAAGAAUGGAGUGCGGGCCAGGGAUGGAAAGUGCGUCUUCACUGGGAUUGUCAAUCCUCGCGCUCAUCUAAACAAAUGGGCGAGCUGGGAGGCCGCCCAUAUUUUUCCUCUCGAGAAGGAAGGCCUUUGGAUUGCGAAUAAUUUUAGUCGAUGGAUUACGAAUGCGGACUCGGGAGGUCACUCAGCACCUAUUCACUCUAUUCAAAAUGGGUUUCUCCUUAAGGCAGGCAUACAUCAAUUGUUUGAUGACUACUCGAUUUCGGUGAAUCCAGAUGACAACUAUAAGAUCACUUCCUUUAUUCCCGAUGCCGAUGGGGUAGAUGGACGAAUCCUUGACCUUGUGUGUCGAGACCCCGCCGACCCGAACCGCGUCUCCGAUAACCUCCUUCGCUGGCAUUUCCGACAGAGCGUUCUCGGAAACAUGAGGGGUGCUGGAGAGCCUUCGUUUGAGCAUGACUUCCCACCUGGCUCAGACAUGCUUAAGGAGAUAUACGAGGGGCCGUUUCCAGUUGAACGGUUUGAAAUGGAACUUUCGUCUAGACUAAGGGGACGGGAACGAGGUCAGGGCUUGGUUUAG